CCCCAGCCCCGGCCGAUCUACAGUCAGCCUCCCGCGUCCCCCGACCCCUUCUUCGCAUGUCGGCUGUUCCUGUGGAUGCCCCACAGGAUCUGGCGCCUGCAGCUGACAUGCCCCCAGCCUUUGUGCAACGGGUCCAUGACAAAGGGUGGGCUGUACAGGACCAUCCGGAGGGUCCUGGACAUUGACGGCUGGUAUCUCAUGGCCACUGAGUACCUAGAGUGCUGUCAGUGUGUCGCCACGGAGAGCCACGAGCUGUACCCCAUCUUCAUGAGGCAGCUGUCUCACUGCAUCUUCGAGGUGGAUCCCGGAGAUGCACGCCAUCUCGCCGAGGCUAAGCGGUCUGAGCUUGAGGGGAAGCACGGGAUGGUUGGCCUGACGGACGCCGAGGUGAUCCAGAGGAUCUCCAGGGAGGAGUGGAGGCUCCACUGCAAACGGAGGACGCGUGGAGCCGAGGAGAUGGCGCUCCUCAUCCAGGACCUCCUCGACACCUUCGGCGGACCAGCAGGACACGACACCCUGGACGUCCCGUUGCUUGAUGCUCUCCGCAUCCAGGACAUCUGGAGCACGCAGAGGCGCCACCUCAGCUGCAUUCAAGACCCACAGGGGGUGCGGCUUUACACCGAAACCGGUAGGCUGACCAAAGGCGGGGUCAGCCUGCCGAUCUACCGCUGCGCGAAGGGCUCCACAUCUCUGGAGUCCUUCACCUCCACCUCAACCGGUUCAUCCCAGGCGUUCCUGGUUGAUGGACUGGUGAGGUGGAACGAAGACCGUGCAGCAGCUGCUGCACCUCCGGUUGCAGAUGAGGGACAGGUGACGCCUCUGCACUCCUACAGUGGCCACCUCAAGCACGCCCUUAACCUGAAGAGCCAAAGAGUGCUUGGCCUUCAGAUGGUUAGGGAUUUCACAAAACCUGCUGCGUACACAGGGGAGCUCAUCGGGGGUGGAGUACCUGUACCAGCAGACGGGUUGCGUGCUUGA
Molecule: messenger RNA, 978 nt
Organism: Melanotaenia boesemani (Boeseman's rainbowfish)
Lineage: Eukaryota; Metazoa; Chordata; Actinopteri; Atheriniformes; Melanotaeniidae
Exons: 4
Coding region: 76-978 (300 amino acids)
Source: RefSeq, a predicted model, not a curated record